Asterias rubens (European starfish) is the source of this 1614-nucleotide messenger RNA. RefSeq names its product histone H2A.V. Lineage: Eukaryota; Metazoa; Echinodermata; Asteroidea; Forcipulatida; Asteriidae. Gene Ontology annotation, cellular component: nucleosome. The record is from RefSeq and is a predicted model, not a curated record. The transcript is spliced from 5 exons. Bases 68 to 454 code for a protein of 128 amino acids. Gene Ontology annotation, molecular function: protein heterodimerization activity; DNA binding; structural constituent of chromatin.
UUUUUUUGCAGUUUACGCGCGGGCAUCUGUAACGGAAGGUUGUUGUACUGAUCCAAGCUAGACAAAGAUGGCAGGAGGCAAAGCAGGUAAAGAUUCCGGAAAGGCGAAGGCAAAGGCCGUUUCACGGUCAGCGAGGGCCGGUCUCCAGUUUCCAGUCGGUCGUAUUCACAGGCAUUUGAAGAACCGAACGACCAGCCAUGGCCGUGUUGGUGCAACCGCUGCUGUUUACUCUGCCGCUAUUCUGGAAUAUUUGACCGCUGAGGUAUUAGAGUUGGCGGGAAAUGCAAGCAAAGAUCUGAAAGUCAAACGUAUCACACCCCGUCAUUUACAACUGGCCAUCAGGGGAGACGAAGAGUUGGAUUCGCUCAUCAAGGCAACAAUCGCUGGUGGUGGUGUCAUCCCCCAUAUCCACAAGAGUUUGAUCGGCAAGAAGGGAUCGCAGAAAGCAACAUAGACUCAACCUUCAUCAGCACUAUACAUCAUGCCAUCUACAACCUCACAAUUGAACGUCGCCGUUGUGGGUGACCCCCCUUCGACUGCCAUCAUGGCCUGGGUCAACCGUUGGCAGGCACCGACCAAACGGAUCCUGUUGACUUUUUAACCGUGUUCGUUGUAUGUUCCAUUUGUUUUGUAGUCUUGGUUCCUAUAUUAUCUCAAGAAGUUCGAUAUAUCAGUCAUUAUUUCUUCAGAUAAAUUUGUUGAAUUUUAAUUUUUUUGUUUAAAAUUUUUGUCUCAAUUAUUAUUAUUAUUAUUAUUUUUUUUUGACGUAGGAUUUAUAGGACUUUGUGAGAGUUUUUAUUUAAUGUACAUGAGUGAUGUUGAGAAAACAACGUGGGUUUGGCGGGCCCAGUGAAAACGGCCAAAUUGUAAAUAUCGUAAAAACCAAACCUCUCCAAAGUAGCCUGUGGGUUAGUGAGACACUAUUUACACGACAAAUGUGUGGCAGUUAGCAGGAUAUACUUUUCAAUUACUGUUUUUAGUCAGUUUCUCUCGGGGGUGGGGGGGGGGGCACUGUGGGCUCUUUGUCACUUAGUGGGUUUACAUCGCACUGGUUCGCAAUGUGGGACAGUGUUGUGUGGCCCUCUUGUAAUUUUUACACGCCCACAAAAUACGUAGGUAGUGAUUUUUAAAAAAUGUCAAUGUAAUUUAGCUUUCAAUGUCUACAUGGGGGGUACUAACAGCCAAGUGAUUCAGGCCUGAAAAAUUUUGUUCGGAAGAUUUGAAAUAAAUUAUUAAUUCUGGUUGCACAUGCAUUCCUUUUUAUAAUAAACCCUUAAAUUGUUCAUGAUGGAAGUUGUAUUCUUGUGUACUCUCCAUAAGAAAGUAUCACAUUUUAACAAAAUUAACAUGUCGUCAGUUAAUGCAGUUCAUUUCGAACGACAAAACUGUUCCAUUUUGCACGACGUUAUUUGGCAAAACAUCUUUUGAACAUGAAAUGCGUUGCUGAAUCCACAGAAAGCGGUGUGUGUUUUCAUGAAAUCUGAUUUACUCCCCCAUAAUACAUUGUUUUACUGCAAGUGAUUUUUUGUAUUUGUUUACUUUUAGAGUAGAUUGUGAUUUUUUGAGUGGGAAAUAAUAACAUUACUGGAGGGUUCUCCGUUUUAUACAAAGAAA